Messenger RNA from Drosophila virilis, 1518 nucleotides. The record is from RefSeq and is a predicted model, not a curated record. NCBI's taxonomy places the organism in Eukaryota, Metazoa, Arthropoda, Insecta, Diptera, Drosophilidae.
AUGCUCCGCUUUUUCAUCCUGUCAAGUUACCCGGACGUCGACCAUAUCCUGGCCCUAUCAAGAAGGUACCUGCCUCCAGGCCGUCUGCUAAAACCCUUUCUGAAGGAAAAGCUGUUUCCCAUACAGCCGUUAGCAGCUUCGGUAUUAUUAUUAGGUCAGCCUACUGAACUUGGCGGUAUUGGACAAAGAAAGACCGAUGCCGGAGAUCGUGCUAAAAUCAAGUCGAAACCCGUUAUUCCGCUACCGGUACCAUAUGUGGACCUGGAACCUCAAGCAUCACUUAAAACCACAUCCUAUUUUCAUACAAAUACCAAAGCCGAACAAAUGCCAGUUCAGACCACCUCAACUACCAUGAUUACGCCAAUUAUCAAACGUCCAUUGCCAGACGAGCCAUCGCCUCAACAAAUUGCCAGCAUGCGCCCGGCAAUUAAUCAAGGAUUUAAGCCUGAUUCCGUUGUCGUUGAGAGUGGCUUCCGUCCCAUUGUGCGCAACGAUGGUAAUGGCGUACAGCUGCCGCCAGAGCUGAUAGACCAGGUGGCUCAUAGACGCGAAGAUCCUGGAACCGAAAUCGAUGAAGUCAUGGAAACAGAUACACUUUUCCUUACCGCACAGCAAGGCAGCGACACCCAGAGCUUUGAGCCCAUGUUCAUACCGUCUCCGUUGGACAGCACCAAUGCGACUAUGCUAGCAUUAAAAACGGUGCAAGAGGUCGAACCAGUUGCGUCCGCAUCGUCGCUGAGAUUGCCGUCAGCGGCUAUAAAACAUGCACUGCCAGCGGCGUCUCAACUAAGGAAGCCAUCUCUAGAGGAAUUAUUUUUUGCUGGCGAGGAGGACGAGCCGGAAAGCGAAGCAGAAGAAGCGGAGGAACGGCUUUCGGCAACAAUUCAGCCAUCUAUAAUUGAACCGGAACAAAGCUCCUCAGAAACAAUAGUCGCACACGGGAAUGAUCCAAAUUAUGACGAAGUAGCCAACCUUUUUGACACAUCGGAAGAAGAGGUUCAUCUGACCCAGGAUACCACAGCUGACGACAUACCGGUAGAAACUGACGAUAAAGAAGCGCAAGCUGCCGAACGUGUUGAUACGUACUACUUGCCACCAGAUAAUCGAAAAAUUCCACAUGCCAGCAUUCCCAGCGGUGCAGUUUACACCUUUGACGGCAAAUCUGUGGUGGAUAGCACGCUGGUGCUGCCACCGAAGCUGGAUGCACGCGAUAGUGGACACUCGCGACACACACAUUUUGGGCUUACCCCAUUAGAAAAGCUAAUACGAACCACUCCACAGUUUGGUGCCUAUCGCGGUGAGCUCCCAGAGGAUUUCCUUUCCACCACUCAACCAGGUGUGCAACCAGUCACGGACUAUUCGAAUCUGGUGCCUUUAAGUAGCAGCAACGUGACGUCCACAUCAGGCACCGCCAGCACUCUUCAUUCGCAUUCAUCGUCAUUACUAACAUCGUCAUUGCGACCCAUUUCAACAAAGUUGCACUUGCUCAAGCCCGAUAUCAACGAUAAUAGCACGUAG